AUGAAACUAAAAAGAGGGUACGAUGAGCUAAUAAAAGCGGACGGCGUCAAGGAAAUAGUGAAGGAAUUAGGAUCCUCAUCUCUAGACGUUGCUCUUCCUGAGGAAUAUAUUGCUAGACAUGAAGAAAAGUUCAAUAUGGCUUGCGAAUACAUUUUGGAGAAAGAUCCAUCCCUUUUUCCCUUACUUAAAAAUAACGAAUUUACGCUGUACUUAAAGGAGACUCAAGUCCCUGAUACACUUGAGGAAUAUUUUAUCAGGCUUGCAAGUACAAUUUUGUCUCAACAGAUUAGUGGUCUAGCAGCCAAAAGUAUCAAGGCAAGGGUUGUAAGUCUCUAUGGUGGUGCAUUUCCAGACUAUAAAGUGCUAUUCGAAGACUUCAAAGAUCCAGUAAAAAGUGCAAAGAUUGCAAAAUGUGGACUGAGUAAAAGAAAAAUGAUAUAUCUGGAAUCUCUUGCCGCCUACUUUACUGAAAGAUAUAAGGAUGUCGAAAAGCUUUUCAGUCAAGAAGAUAACGAUGAAGAAGUGAUUAACAGCUUAGUUACGAAUGUGAAGGGAAUAGGUCCAUGGAGCGCUAAAAUGUUCUUGAUUUCCGGACUGAAACGAAUGGAUGUGUUUGCUCCUGAAGAUCUGGGUAUCGCUAGAGGUUUUUCAAAAUAUCUUUCAGAUAAACCAGAACUGGAAAAAGAACUAAUGCGUGAAAGGAAAGUAGUAAAAAAGAGUAAGAUAAAACAUAAAAAAUACAAUUGGAAGAUAUAUGACGAUGAUGUAAUGGAGAAAUGCUCUGAAAUAUUUGCUCCUUAUAGGUCUGUGUUCAUGUUCAUACUUUGGAGACUUUCGAGCACGGAUACGGAAGCCAUGAUGAAGGCAGAAAAGGAUUUUGUGAAGUCUUAA
Saccharomyces paradoxus is the source of this 891-nucleotide messenger RNA. It is a transcript of the gene MAG1, whose product is annotated as DNA-3-methyladenine glycosylase II. Gene Ontology annotation, biological process: base-excision repair; DNA alkylation repair; base-excision repair, AP site formation. Gene Ontology annotation, molecular function: DNA-3-methyladenine glycosylase activity; DNA-7-methylguanine glycosylase activity; alkylated DNA binding. Gene Ontology annotation, cellular component: protein-DNA complex; nucleus. The record is from RefSeq and is a predicted model, not a curated record. Lineage: Eukaryota; Fungi; Ascomycota; Saccharomycetes; Saccharomycetales; Saccharomycetaceae. The coding region runs from base 1 to 891 and encodes 296 amino acids. The transcript has a single exon.